Molecule: messenger RNA, 1712 nt
Organism: Culicoides brevitarsis
Lineage: Eukaryota; Metazoa; Arthropoda; Insecta; Diptera; Ceratopogonidae
Product: aminoacylase-1-like
Exons: 6
Coding region: 90-1289 (399 amino acids)
Biological process (GO): amino acid metabolic process
Cellular component (GO): cytoplasm
Molecular function (GO): aminoacylase activity
Source: RefSeq, a predicted model, not a curated record
UUGUCAGUGAAACAUUCCGGGUCGUGAUCUACUCUUAAAAAAAAACUUUUUUACAAGUAAAUUCACGAAAAAAAUCAUUAUCAAUUAAAAUGACGGAUUAUGAAAACAAUGAAGAAAUCAAAAUCUUCCGUGAAUAUUUACGAAUUCCAACUGUGCAUCCAAACAUCGAUUAUGAACCAUGCAUAAAAUUCCUCAAAAAGAUCGCAGAAGACUUGGGAUUGACGACACAGACAUUCCAUCCAGUGUCAGAAAAAUUUCCGAUUUUGGUUAUGACUUGGCAAGGUUCACAACCCGAACUGCCAGCUAUUCUCUUGAACUCGCACACGGAUGUUGUUCCAGUUUUUGAGGAACAUUGGACUCGCCCACCGUUCGGUGCGGAAAUGGACGAAGAAGGAAAUAUUUAUGCUCGUGGAGCGCAAGACAUGAAAUGCGUUGGUAUGCAGUACUUGAGUGCUUUAAAAGCUUUGAAAGCGUCUGGAUUUGUUCCAAAACGAACGAUCCAUUUGAGUUAUGUGCCUGAAGAAGAAACCGGAGGAAUUGGUGGAAUGAAAGAAUUUGUCGACACCGAAGAGUUUCGGUCAUUGAAAAUUGGAUUUUCCUUAGAUGAAGGAAUUGCAUCGCCUGAUGAAACAUAUCCAGUGUUUUAUGCCGAAAGAGCGAUUUGGCACGUUUGGUUCAAAGUUAAUGGUUCUCCUGGACAUGGCUCACUGUUGCUCGAAAAUACCGCUGGCGAAAAGGCUCGUAAAUUGAUUGAUCGCAUGGAUGACUAUCGCAAAACGCAAGUUGAGAAGUUAAAGGCUAACAGCCAUCUUGUAACGGCUGACGUUACUACCGUUAAUCUCACAAUUCUCCAAGGUGGGGUUCAAAGUAACGUCAUUCCUCCACAAUUCACGGUCGUUUUUGACAUUCGUUUGGCCAUCGAUGUCAAUCAUGCUCAAUUUGAAGCCAUGUUGAACAAAUGGUGCGAAGAAGCUGGCGGAAAUAUCGACAUUGAGUUUGAACAAAAGGAAGAUUUUGUUGAGCCAACUUCCUUAGAUAACUCAAAUGUCUAUUGGAAUGCCUUUAAAUCAGCAAUCGAUGAAUUGGGUCUUUCUAUCAAAACUCAAGUGUUCCCUGGUGGCACCGAUAGUCGUUUCAUUCGUGCAAAAUCCGUUCCUGCCAUUGGAUUCUCGCCGAUGAAUCAUACGCCCGUUUUGUUGCAUGAUCACAAUGAAUUUAUCAAAGCUGAAACCUAUUUAAAAGGCAUUGAAAUUUACAAGAAAAUCAUUCCAAAGUUGGCCUCAGCCUAGAAAUGAAUAAUAAGUCUACCAGAAAUUACUCAAAAAUACGCCAAAUAAAAAAAAAUAAACCAAAGUGCAGACUUUUUCAACACAUAUCUCUCGAAUAGUCAUGUUAAAAAAAAAACUAGCUUGAUUUAGUCUGUAUUUACUUUAGUUAAUUGGAUUUCGUUUAUCCCUUUUAAAUAAAUUAUUUUCACAUAUUCAAAUAAACUACACCGACGAGCACUAACAAAGGGGUUAACCAAACGAUACUGCUCUAUGAAUGGUGGACAAGCCUGCAAGUAGUAUGAGUGUCGUUCAUAUAGAAAGAAACUCAAAUAAACGCAAAUCGUGAGAGAAUCAAUUAAAUAACUUGGCAUUUGAAAAAAAUAGCAAAAUAACCUAGGAGGAAAAAAUAUUGAAAAAAAUGAAUAAAAAUAAAACGGCAAAUUG